GAAGAAGACGAAGAAUUCCUCUGGCAGUCAGGUCAGCUCGGUAAACAUUCUGCUCAAGCUCUGGUCAAUGUAAACUUUAAAAAUGUUACUGAACACUUUGGCCUCCGAGGGAGACAAGAGCACUAUUCAAUGAUGGUGGAAGAUUUCAGCAUCAUAACCAGUCCUGACAGCGUUGUCAAAUACAUAACUUUUAAAGAAGGUCCUACAAAAACGAGGCAAGGAGAUCUCCGGAUCGCCCACAGAACUGUACAACCCAAAAUGUUUUCGACCGGCGGCGAAAGAUGCCCUGUAAUGCUUUUCGAAGAAAUGCUGUCUAGACGACCACCAGAAUUGAGAGACAGUGGGCCAUUCUACUUGAAAACUAUUUCAAAACCCAAGGGCCAAGUAUGGUUUAACAGACAACGAAUGGGUAAACACAAAAUUGGACAGCUUAUGAAAGACAUGGCUGUCAAGUCUGGUUUAACUGCUGCCACUGGUAAGAAAAUUACCAAUCAUUCGAGCAGAAAAACUUGUGUGCAAAAGCUAAAGAAUGCUGUUGUCCCGAGGGACAAGAUU
Porites evermanni is the source of this 555-nucleotide messenger RNA. The record is from the annotation of a GenBank genome assembly. Lineage: Eukaryota; Metazoa; Cnidaria; Anthozoa; Scleractinia; Poritidae.